AUGACGUUCGAGGCUACCCUGGUGAAAGCUCAACUAAAAAACAUGCAAGAAAUCAGAAACAUGGGAAACAAGCCUUUUUUGAUUCAGACGUACCGGAACCAAAAAUGGAUAAAAGUGAAGUCUGAUGAGCUUGUUUCAGGCGAUAUUGUCUCAAUCGGUCGUUCAUCUGAUGAUCAAGCUGUUCCAUGUGACAUGAUCCUAUUACGGGGACCAUGUAUUGUUGAUGAAUCCAUGCUCACUGGAGAGUCCGUACCACAAAUGAAGAGGCCUAUAGAAGAUCUGGAAAAGGAUAGAUAUUUUGAUAUUGAUGCGGAUAGCCGUCUUCACGUAAUUUUCGGUGGCACAAAAAUCGUUCAACAUACUCCUCCUGGAAAGGGAGUUGAUGGAUUGAAAGGCCCAGACAAUGGUUGUAUUUGCU
This is a messenger RNA of Cooperia oncophora, 418 nucleotides long. Lineage: Eukaryota; Metazoa; Nematoda; Chromadorea; Rhabditida; Trichostrongylidae. The record is from the annotation of a GenBank genome assembly.